ACUAAGUAUGUGAUUGGGGUUAACCAAUCCAGUUGCUGAAUGAAGGCGUCACUGCUCGCCCGCCGUUCUCUUACCGCCAUCUUGAAAUAGGUCUGAAGCAUAUGAUCAUUGUUGUGUGCUCUCAAAAUAUCGUUUUUAUUACCAAAAUAUCGGUUUUAUUCUCAAAAUAAGUGUAUUCUUAACAAAAUUGUUACAAGUGAACAAUGGCUCGUACCAAGCAGACAGCUCGUAAAUCUACGGGAGGUAAAGCUCCCCGAAAACAGCUUGCCACAAAAGCGGCGCGUAAAUCAGCUCCCAGUACUGGUGGAGUGAAAAAACCACAUCGUUAUCGCCCUGGUACCGUGGCCCUUCGAGAAAUUCGUCGUUACCAAAAGUCCACUGAAUUGUUGAUUCGUAAACUGCCGUUCCAGCGUCUCGUAAGAGAAAUAGCUCAGGAUUUCAAAACUGACCUUCGUUUCCAAUCUGCCGCUAUUGGUGCAUUGCAGGAAGCCAGUGAAGCCUACCUUGUAGGUCUCUUUGAAGACACCAAUUUGUGCGCCAUCCACGCCAAGCGUGUAACCAUCAUGCCUAAAGAUAUCCAACUGGCCAGACGGAUUCGUGGGGAGCGAGCAUAAAUAAUUUACUUUAGGUUACUUUGUCUUAAAUUAUUUGUAAUUCGAAUAGACAUAAUUUCUAAAUAUCAUUUUGAUUAAUGUCUCAGUUUAUUCAUCUUAUUUUCAUCUUAAUCAUAAUUAAUUGUAAGGAGGCAGCAGAACUGAAUUUUUUAUGGAUAUGUUCUUAUUCUGUAAGUUUGUCUAUGUUGUGUACGAGAUAUAACUAGCUCUGCUAGACAUCUUCCACCUUUGUAUUUGUCAAUGUUAAAUGAAUUUUCUUUUUUAUCUUUCAUUUCAACAUAGAAUCUGUCUUAGUGACUUGUGGUGUGUCUAGGUAGUUAAAUAGGCAAUAACAAUACCACAUUUUGAUUAAAUCUGUGUUUGGAGUAAGCUAAUACAUUAGCAAUGUGUAAUGAUACUUUAAUAAAUAUAUUAGGAUCCCACAA
Molecule: messenger RNA, 1039 nt
Organism: Danaus plexippus (monarch butterfly)
Lineage: Eukaryota; Metazoa; Arthropoda; Insecta; Lepidoptera; Nymphalidae
Product: histone H3.3A
Exons: 3
Coding region: 204-614 (136 amino acids)
Cellular component (GO): nucleosome
Molecular function (GO): DNA binding; protein heterodimerization activity; structural constituent of chromatin
Source: RefSeq, a predicted model, not a curated record